AAAGAGAAAAGGGAAAGUAAAAGAUGGCUGGUUAUAGAGCAGAGGACGACUAUGACUACCUAUUCAAGGUGGUUUUGAUCGGCGAUUCCGGCGUGGGAAAGUCCAAUUUGCUCUCCAGGUUCACCAGGAACGAGUUCAGCUUGGAAUCCAAGUCCACCAUUGGCGUUGAGUUCGCAACUCGGAGCUUAACCGUCGAUGGAAAAGUCAUCAAAGCUCAGAUUUGGGACACUGCUGGUCAAGAAAGGUAUCGUGCCAUAACAAGUGCCUAUUACCGAGGAGCUGUUGGUGCACUUCUUGUGUACGAUGUUACCCGACACUCCACGUUCGAGAACGUUGAGAGGUGGUUAAGAGAGUUAAGGGAUCACACAGAUCCCAACAUUGUAGUCAUGCUCAUCGGUAACAAAUCUGAUCUCCGUCACCUUGUGGCUGUCUCAACCGAGGACGGGAAGUCUUUUGCCGAGAGAGAGUCCCUCUACUUCAUGGAAACCUCCGCUCUUGAAGCUACAAAUGUAGAAAAUGCAUUUGCCGAAGUUCUUACACAAAUCUACCAUAUCGUGAGCAAAAAAGCCAUGGAAGCAGGCGAAGAAGGGGCUAACUCGGCUGUUCUCACCAAAGGUGAGAAAAUCGAUGUCGGUAUAGAUGUCUCCGCGAUGAAGAAAGGGGGUUGCUGUUCAAGCUAGAUUGUAGUUAAUCUGAAGAAGUCUGAUUGUUUACCGAUGUGGCUUGGGAUUGUAUGCUGCAUCAGUUUCGUUGUAAACCUUGGUUUCGAAGAAUCAUCUUGAAAGAGCGCCAAAGUGUGGGAGUUCUGGCAAAGAUCGAUUCGGGUUUCGGAAUUUUGCAGGGUAUUAUAGUAUUGCAUUUGAAAUAGGUGAAUUGGGGUGGUUCUCCAAUUCAUUUUUACAGAAGAAUUACAAUUGGGAUGCCAAUGAUGUUCUGUAUUAUUAGUGUAGGAAUUGCUUACAUUUUGCUGCAUGUUACAAAGGAUAAUGGUGUUAACAAUACUGCAGGCAAUGAACUAUACAUUUGCAGUA
Hibiscus syriacus is the source of this 1031-nucleotide messenger RNA. Its product is annotated as ras-related protein RABA1d-like. The transcript has 2 exons. Lineage: Eukaryota; Viridiplantae; Streptophyta; Magnoliopsida; Malvales; Malvaceae. The record is from RefSeq and is a predicted model, not a curated record. Bases 24 to 680 code for a protein of 218 amino acids. Gene Ontology annotation, cellular component: endosome. Gene Ontology annotation, molecular function: GTPase activity; GTP binding.